AUCGAUAUCACAGGUAUGUACUUGAGGCGAAAUUGGUACCACCCCAACCUGACCUAUCCGAAUCAAGAUAGGUAUAUAGAUGUAACCCUAAUAUGCAUCUGCAUCUGGGUAUAACCAACUGCUAUGAGAUGAUCUUCUCGACGAGUUACCAUCUCCCCCUUUCUUCUCUACCAACUAGUGUGCUUUCCUUUACCGCAUACAAAACCUUUCGAAACUUUUAUUCUAUACAGCUAUGGCUCAAGACGACGUGGUAGAAGUCACAGCGCUCAGCCCUUCGAAAAAAGGCCAGCUAACUUCGUGGCGGCUCAUAGCCGUGAUAGGGAGCCUUUACCUCGGCGUCUUUUUGUUUGGGCUAGACGUCACCAUCGUCUCAGUCGCUAUCCCUCAUAUAACGACCGAGUUCGAAUCUCUACCGGACGUAGCCUGGUACGGGUCGGCCUACAUGCUGACCCUCACAGCAUUUCAGCCCUUGUUUGGUAAUCUAUACAAAUACUUCAACGCAAAGAUAGUCUAUGUGACAUCGCUCGCUGUUUUCGAAGUCGGCUCUAUCAUCUGUGCUGCUGCACCGACAUCUGCCAUUUUAAUCUUCGGGCGCGCAUGGCUUGGUCUAGGGGGUGCCGGCCUCCUCCAGGGGGCGCUUGCUGUCAUCGGCCAGACAGUCACGGUUGAUAAAGUGCCACUAUUUCAAGGUAUUGUAGUAAGUUCGAUGGCCGUCAGUGUCUGCUGCGGGCCUGUCAUAGGUGGUGCACUCACACAAUACAUAAAUUGGCAUUGGUGUUUUUGGAUUAAUCUUCCAGCCGGUGUAUGCGCUAUCACUAUCGUAAUCCUGUUCGUACCUCUCGAGCAGCAGGGCUCAAAGGAAGGAAACAGAAGCCUUCCCCUGAGCGAGAAGCUUCGACACAUGGAUUUCCUUGGACUUGUCAUGUUUCUCGGAGCGAUUUGCUGCCUCCUACUCGCGAUGACCUGGGGUGGCCAGACAUACCCUUGGGCCGACCAGAAGAUCAUUGGCCUUUUCGUUGGUGCCGGGUGCUUGAUUCUUUGUUUCUGCUACUGGCUUGUGAGGCAGGGAGAACUUGCGCUCAUUCCGGUCCGAGUCCUAAAAAAACGCUCAGUCUAUGUGGGAGCAUUGGCCCUCGUCGGGUUCGGUAUGAUUUCUGUCGUCUACGGGUAUUACCUCCCAAUCUUGUUUCAAUCCGCGCAAGGGGUCUCUACAACUGAAAGCGGGAUACGAUAUAUUGCGCUUGUUGGUCCUCAGCUAGUCGCCUUAAUUAUUAUCGGGGGAAUAGUGUCGAGAUGGGGAUACUACGUCCCUUAUAUGAUAGCCGGAAGCAUCAUAUGUACAAUUGGCGCCGGCCUUCUCACAACGAUCAAUCUCUCCACUCCUACCGUACAAUGGGCCGCAUACCUGGUGAUCACCGGCCUCGGUCUCGGCAUGGCGGGCCAGCUUCCAUACACAGCGGUACAAGCUGUUCUUACGGCUGAAGAUGUGGCAAUUGGCAAUGCAAUCAACGUGUUUUCGUUCCACCUCGCUGGCGCUGUUGGUACUGCGAUUGGUCAAGCGCUCUUGAUAGAUGGUUUACGCAUCGCAGUGCCGCGGUACACAGACGCCGUAACGCCAGACGCAGUGAUAAACGCCGGUGCUAUAGGGCUUGAGAUUGUGACCACCUCUCCUGCGGUCCUCAACGCUUUGCGUGUGGCAUACGUUGACGCUGUUCGUCGCACAAUCAUUCUAGGACUUGCAGGCAUUUGCAUGGUUGUACCGCUGUCGUGCGCUAUGGAGUGGGUGAAUAUCAAGCAAGUGGCGGAGGGAAGACUUCAGGCUCUGGAAUCGGGACCGUUGCCCGCCGAAAGAGAAGAGCUUAACAGUACGGUUGAGAAGUCGAGCAACUCUUAGAAGCUCUGCGGCCAACUAUGAUGUACUUGUAUAAUGUAAUUAUCAAACGGCGCGUCGCCAUGGCCAUCUGCGGGAUAUGCCUGUUAAUUAGUAUGUAUCUAAUUUAUUAUUAAUUGUUUUCCUAAUAUAAUCAUGUAAGAA
Hypoxylon fragiforme is the source of this 2035-nucleotide messenger RNA. RefSeq names its product major facilitator superfamily domain-containing protein. The coding region runs from base 233 to 1894 and encodes 553 amino acids. Gene Ontology annotation, molecular function: transmembrane transporter activity. The record is from RefSeq and is a predicted model, not a curated record. The transcript is spliced from 10 exons. Lineage: Eukaryota; Fungi; Ascomycota; Sordariomycetes; Xylariales; Hypoxylaceae. Gene Ontology annotation, biological process: transmembrane transport.